Molecule: messenger RNA, 1212 nt
Organism: Stegostoma tigrinum
Lineage: Eukaryota; Metazoa; Chordata; Chondrichthyes; Orectolobiformes; Stegostomatidae
Gene: fgf24
Product: fibroblast growth factor 24
Exons: 5
Coding region: 171-791 (206 amino acids)
Biological process (GO): neuron differentiation; limb morphogenesis; positive regulation of gene expression
Cellular component (GO): cytoplasm
Molecular function (GO): type 2 fibroblast growth factor receptor binding; type 1 fibroblast growth factor receptor binding; growth factor activity
Source: RefSeq, a predicted model, not a curated record
CAGACGAAACAGUUUCCAAAAUUUUGCAUUUACGAAAACAAAAGUGGGAUUACCUUUUUCCACCAGCCGCACCGCACUCCCACCCCGUCCCCCGGGGCAUUCCCCCAAUCCAGCUUCUUGAACUUAAAACCUGUUUCUUCCGACUUCCAUUCGGAGAUUACACCUCAAAGAUGUCUCCUCUGACUUCAAGAGUGUUAUACAUAUUCCUGAAUUUACUGACUCUGUAUUCCCAAGUCCAGGAAUCGAAGCAGACCACAGAGCACUUCAGGACCUACGUGGAGAACCAUACCAAACAUUCAGAUGACCUGAGUCGGAAGCAGAUCCGAAUCUACCAGCUUUACAGCAGGACCAGUGGCAAACACGUCCAGGUGCUGGCCAAAAAGAUCAAUGCCAAUGGGGAGGAUGGUGGCAAAUACGCUCUUCUUGUCGUGGAAACGGAUACAUUCGGCAGCCACGUGAGAAUUAAGGGCAAAGAGACAAAUCAUUACAUCUGCAUGAGCAAGCGAGGGAAGAUUCUGGGCAAGGUCAAUGGGAAGAGUCGGGAGUGUGUGUUUGUGGAGGAGGUCCUAGAAAAUAACUACACCGCUCUGAUGUCUGCCAAGUACAAGGGCUGGUACCUAGGUUUCACCAGGAAAGGACGGCCCAGGAAAGGAUCAAAAACCGAGCAGAACCAGAGGGAGGCCCAUUUCAUGAAAAGACCCCCCAAAGACAAAGGGGAGCACCAUAGACCUUUCAAAUAUACCACAGUCACUAAAAGGACUAAACGAGCUCGUCACCACAAGACCAGCUAGGACCUGGGGGACCUCUAUUAGCCUGCUGGCUGCCUCGGAUAAAUAUUUGUGUUUGGCUUUUUUUUUUGAAAACUAAAGAUACUUUAUUUUUAUACUCACGAAAGGAACUGCUCUGAAUUGACCUAUAUUUAAUGGGAAACUGGGCGUGGCUCUGUGUAUGUGUGUGUGUGUGUGUGUGUGUGUGUGUGUGUGCGCGCGCGUGUGUGUGUGUGUGUGCGUGGUCUGUGUGUGUGUCAGAGUUAUUUAUAAAGUGGCCAUUUCUCAUCAGCAUCCUGAAAACGAUAGGCCCUUCUUUUUGGCCUGCAGCUAGGCUGUAGUUUAAAAGCUUGAUAGAGACCAUGAAAAAAAACUUACUUUCUGUGGCAUUUGGUUUUGAUCCAGAUUCGGAUGCUCGCAUCCACAGAACGGCACACAGUGCUGG